UUUUUUGAAACUUGUCUUUUUGUUCAAAUUGUCCUGUAGAGCUCUUGCUUUCUUCUGUUUCAUCUUUUUGUCAUCACUUUGGGCAGAUGAAUUAUGCACUGAGUUGGUCCCCUCCAAGUCUGCAAGAGCAUUAAUUAGGGGUGCAAAAAAAAUGUUGUGAGUGUAAAGGACAGGAUAGGACAGCAACUCUGCCCCUCCUCUGGGUUUCUAUCCAUUAUGUUUGGUUGGGUUGGAUUGAACCGGUAAAGGGUCAAUGCUUCCUAUGUGAUUCAAUGGUGGGUUUUCUUGAUGCUACCACAGAUGGGAGUUGUCUAGAGUUUGGAUUUUGGAUUUGGUUGGUCAAGGGUUUUGGGGUGGUUUUUGUGAUUCAAUGCUGGGUUUCUUGAUAUUUCUACAGAUGGGAGUCUCCUGAAGUUUGGAUCUUGGAAUUUGCUUCUUUAGGGGUUCUUGUGAGUCAAUUGUGGCUUUCUUAAUGCUUCUACAGAGGGGGUGUAGCCUAAACCCUUGAUCUUGAAUUUGGUCAUUUAGGGUUUAUGAGGUGGUUUGGCAGGGCCCCUAAAUGAAGUGAAGUGAAGUGCUUGGACUAUCCAUAAAUGUGCAACCUUUGGAUGACACUACAAGGUCGCUAGGGCAGUGCUUCUGAGAUACAGGACCCUUUUGCAAUCUAUGGUUCCUACUUCGGGCCUUCACUUGGUGGCAUUGUACAAGAUAAACCAGUUCAUGGAUAAAAGAGCAUUUAUCUACAUGAGCAUGUAGGGUGAUGAUCAAUGACCACAAAGUGGUGGGUUUUGUGACCGUGUUUUUGCAGGACCUUGUUUGAGAUUCUUUAAUCACAUCUUUCCUAGAUUCAUUCAAGAUGGCAUGCAUGAAGCUGGGAUCGAAACCUGAUGCCUUCCGGCAACAAGGGCAAUCCUGGUUCUGUACAACUGGGCUUCCAAGUGAUCUUACCGUUGAAGUUGGAGAUAUGAUGUUCCACCUCCAUAAGUUUCCUUUGCUAUCAAAGAGUGGUCUUUUAGAAAAACUAAUCAAGGAGAACUCUGACAAAGAAGAAGCAAUAAAGUUGCAUGAUGUUCCCGGUGGGGCACCAGCAUUUGAACUUGUGGUCAAGUUCUGCUAUGGUGUGAAGUUGGAACUCAAUUCAUCAAAUGUUGUGCGCUUGCGCUAUGCUUCGGAGCACCUUCAAAUGACAGAAGAGAUAGCAGAAGGCAACUUGAUUGCUCAGACAGAAAUCUUCUUUAACCAGGUUGUCCUUCGCAGCUGGAAAGAUUCGAUGAAAGCACUCCAAACAUGCAGUGAUUUCCUCCCUCAUGCUGAAAACCUUCAGCUUAGUAAGAGAUGUAUCGAUUCCUUAGCCGUUAAAGCUAGUACAGAUCCAAAUCUAUUUGGCUGGCCGAUGAUGGAGCACUGUGCCAUGCAAAGCCCUGGUGGGAGUGUGUUGUGGAAUGGGAUAAGCACAGGAGCUAGACCUACAAACUGUCGUUCAGAUUGGUGGUACGAGGAUGUCUCCUCCUUGACUUUUCCCUUGUACAAAAGGCUCAUCUCUCUGAUGAAAUCUCGGGGCAUCAGACAAGAAACAAUUGCAGGUUCUCUGACUUUCUACGCUAAACGGUAUCUUCCCGGACUGAACAGGCAUCAGAAUCUGGCACAUGGAAAUUUUGUAGCUGCACCUUCUGAAGAAGAGCAACGGCAUCUCGUCGAAGAGAUUGAUAGCUUGUUGCCUCUUCAAAAGGGUGUAGCCUCAACCAAGAUCUUGCUUGGUCUUCUUCGCACUGCCAUAAUUCUGCAAGCUCGCACGUCAUGCAUUUCUAACUUGGAGAAAAGGAUCGGGAUGCAGCUAGACCAGGCCGACCUGGAAGAUCUACUUUUCCCAACCUUUGCAUACUCCACGGAGACACUCUACAAUGUUGAUUGUGUCAAAAGAAUGCUUGAUCACUUCUUAGCCAUGGAUCAAGCUACGGGUGGAACCUCUCCUGGCUCGGUCAAUAAUGAGCAGUCAAUCGGUUCCUCAUCUUUGAUGCCAAUAACCACUGUUGCCAAGCUAAUUGAUGGUUAUCUAGCAGAGGUUGCUCCAGAUACCAACUUAAAGCUGCCAAAGUUCCAAAUGUUGGCUGCUGCCGUACCUGAUUACGCCCGACCACUCGACGACGGUCUGUACCAUGCCAUUGACAUAUACCUGAAGGCACAUCCUUGGCUCUCAGAAAACCAGAGGGAGCAGCUGUGCCGGCUGAUGGACAGCCAGAAGCUGUCACUAGAAGCUUGCACUCAUGCUGCACAGAAUGAGAGGCUCCCUCUGCGAGUCGUGGUUCAAGUCCUGUUCUUUGAGCAGCUUCAACUUCGGACGUCGGUUGCUGGAUGUUUGCUGGUGUCUGACAACCUUGAUGGCUCGCGACUGCUGAGGAGUGGAAUUGCUUGUUCGGGUGAAGCUGGAGGAUGUACACCACCAACCGCCGUUAGGGAGAACAAGGAUCUGAAGGUGGGCAUGGAUUACAUGAGGAUGAGAGUAUCUGAGCUCGAAAAGGAAUGCACAACUAUGAAGCAAGAAAUCAAGAAGUUAGGUCGGGGAAGGAGUCGAUGGAGCAGCAUUUCGAAGAAGCUUGGUUUCAGGAUGAAGAUGCCGCUAUGCAGUGCCCACGAGGAUUCUGUAAGUGACCAGCAGAAGAGUAAAGUUGGGAAGAUUCACAAGUUGCAGGCUGUAAUCACAAAACAGAAGCAGCUGUUACUUGCAGAUGCUUCUUGUCAUCCUUCUUAAUUGUGUGACAUUGUUGUGUCCUUAUGUCUGAUUUCUAUUUCAGUAGGCACUUUCAACACAUCAUAUACUUUCUUCUUGUGCAGAAUCCAUCUCAAGCUUUUGCCCCAAGUCACUUGUUCGACCUGUAAAAUGAGAUCAUGGUGUUUGGAAUAUGCUCAUGACUCUUGCAAUCAUCAUGGCAACUGAAUCAAUUGCUGAUCACAGACAACACCAAGGCACCGUAAAACCUAGUAAGAUUUCACAUGUUUAAUCUAAAAAGAUUUCAGAUAUUUAACCAUGAAGGUCGAAGAAAACUAAUCCGUUAUUACAAAAAAUUGCAAACAUCAUCAUCCUUCUACUCCCAAUAAAUUAAAAUUCUCAUGAAAAUUAGG
Molecule: messenger RNA, 3120 nt
Organism: Musa acuminata subsp. malaccensis (wild Malaysian banana)
Lineage: Eukaryota; Viridiplantae; Streptophyta; Magnoliopsida; Zingiberales; Musaceae
Product: BTB/POZ domain-containing protein At1g30440-like
Molecular function (GO): protein binding
Source: RefSeq, a predicted model, not a curated record